AUGGCUGGUUUCCAUCACCCCGGAGAUCCUUACUUCCCUAACCAGGGAAAUAACGAAUGGUUAGACGAGGAGCCUGAGGAAGACCCCGAAGAGGAAUCUAACGGGGAACCGGAGGAAGAAGUCGAGGGUGAGCCUGCCGAACCAGAAGAGGAACAGGACAAAUAUGUGAUGGUUGAUCUCGAUUAUGAUGAGUUAGACCAGGAGCCAGAUGAAGAAAAGUCUGUAGAAGAGGCGUGUAGUGAACCUCACCAGUUGGAAGCCCCGUCAAAUUUCCGCAUGUUUCAAGGGGUGGAUACAGACUACUUACGCGCCCUCGAGGAGACAAUCAUCAGCCUGAAGCUUCAACUCAUCAUGACCAAGGCGAGGGUUGUACGAGCCAAGCGAAAAGUAGAGGCAAUCACCCAAGAGGCUGAUGAACUGGCUGAACUUCUGGUGCGUCACCUCGAUGAUUGA
Molecule: messenger RNA, 453 nt
Organism: Lactuca saligna
Lineage: Eukaryota; Viridiplantae; Streptophyta; Magnoliopsida; Asterales; Asteraceae
Source: the annotation of a GenBank genome assembly